CCGAAUGCUUAAUCGAUUGAUUUGUGUGGAGAGUUGAAUACCCCCUGGAUUCGCGUGCGUUUCUGUCAUUUCCAUGUUUCCGCAUCCCUCAUACCACAUAUAUUGUCUUUAUCUGCCUUGCUUCUUUCUACCUUGCACCCAAAAGCACAAUCAUAUAACGGCUGGCCUCUCCUCCCCCGCAACCCCCCUCCUGAUCUUCUAUCUUUGGCUUGUUGACAAGCCAUAUAAUAAGCUUCCUUUGAAGCUGCGAUUGUGGGCAAUGGUGAAUAUGUCAUGCGUUGCUACCCCUGGGAGAGGGGAGGCGAUAUUUUAUUUCUAAAAUCUCUGUAGUAUUUAACCAUAUCCAACUGAUAGACCAAUUAAUCUGACGAUCGUUCACGUCCACGAAACAAAUUUUUCUUGACCGUAUCUUGCAACUGUUAUGCUUAUCUAUGUUACAAAUU
Messenger RNA from Aspergillus welwitschiae, 443 nucleotides. RefSeq lists its product as uncharacterized. The coding region runs from base 74 to 319 and encodes 81 amino acids. NCBI's taxonomy places the organism in Eukaryota, Fungi, Ascomycota, Eurotiomycetes, Eurotiales, Aspergillaceae. The record is from RefSeq and is a predicted model, not a curated record. The transcript is spliced from 2 exons.